GGAGCGUCCGAGUUCAUCAAAGACCGGUUGUAUUUUGCAACCCUUAGAACCAAACCGAAAACUACAGCAAACACUCACUACUUCAGCACAGAUGAUGAAUUUCUCUAUGAGAACUUCUAUGCUGAUUUUGGACCCCUGAAUCUGGGCAUGCUGUACAGGUACUGCUGUAAACUGAACAAGAAGCUCAAGUCCUUCACUCAUUCCAGAAAGAGGGUGAUUCACUACACCAGCUAUGACCAGAGGAAGAGGGCCAAUGCUGCAGUACUUAUUGGUGCCUAUUCUGUGAUCUAUUUGAAGAGAAGCCCAGAGGAGGCCUACAGGACCCUCAUCUCAGGAAACAAUACCGCAUAUCUGCCUUUCAGGGAUGCUGCUCUCGGAGACUGCACAUACAAUUUGACCAUCCUAGACUGUUUACAAGGAAUACGCAAGGCCCUGCAAUAUGGAUUCUUCAACUUUGAGAUAUUUGAUGUGGAAGAGUAUGAGCAUUACGAGCGGGUGGAGAAUGGAGACAUGAACUGGAUUAUUCCUGGGAAGAUUUUGGCCUUUAGUGGACCUCACCCAAGAAGCAAGAUAGAGAAUGGAUACCCUCUCCAUGCUCCAGAGGCCUACUUCCCGUAUUUCCAGGAGCAUCAUGUAACCGCCGUGGUGCGGCUCAACAGGAAGAUCUACGACGGACGGCGGUUCACUGACGGCGGCUUCGAGCACCACGACCUGUUCUUCGUGGAUGGAACCACGCCCAGUGACCUCAUCACACGACGCUUCCUCCACGUGUGUGAGAGCACCGAGGGCGCUGUGGCUGUCCACUGCAAGGCGGGUCUGGGUCGUACGGGGACUCUGAUAGGUUGUUACCUGAUGAAGCACUAUCGUUUCACAGCGGCUGACGCCAUCGCCUGGAUCAGGAUCUGCAGGCCUGGAUCCAUCAUCGGACCUCAGCAGGACUUUCUAGAAGAUAAGCAGCACAGUAUGUGGGUGCAGGGUGACAUGCACCGCACCAAACAGAAGCAGCAGCAGCGUCGCCAGCGGCCAAAGCUGGACCAGGAAGUGACUUGCCUCGUCUCCAGCAUGGACGACCUGUCAAUCAACACCAUUCUUUAUAAGUCCUUCAGCCUGGAUGAGAAUAACUACAGGGAGUGUCUGACCCAAGGAGAUAAACUCAGGGAUUUGAAAGGCCGUCGCUCAUCCAGGUCUGCCACCACUUCACGGUUGAAUUUGACAAAGACCAGUCAGACCUCUAUCACCCCUCCCAAGUGUUCCAAGUUAUCGCAGGUCCCUGUCCCCUUCUCCUCCUCCUCUUCUCCCAAGAGGCUGGUGCAAAGCUCCUCAUCAUCAGCUAGUAACCUUAAGAGUCCCUUUAGCCUGAGUAUGUUCAGCUCUAAGGCUACUGCCAUUCACUGA
Salvelinus namaycush (lake trout) is the source of this 1395-nucleotide messenger RNA. RefSeq names its product dual specificity protein phosphatase CDC14AB-like. Gene Ontology annotation, biological process: cilium assembly; protein dephosphorylation; positive regulation of cytokinesis. The record is from RefSeq and is a predicted model, not a curated record. Gene Ontology annotation, cellular component: centrosome; mitotic spindle; nucleolus. The transcript is spliced from 13 exons. Bases 148 to 1395 code for a protein of 415 amino acids. Lineage: Eukaryota; Metazoa; Chordata; Actinopteri; Salmoniformes; Salmonidae. Gene Ontology annotation, molecular function: protein tyrosine/serine/threonine phosphatase activity; protein serine/threonine phosphatase activity.